This is a messenger RNA of Macrobrachium nipponense, 2806 nucleotides long. RefSeq lists its product as uncharacterized. Lineage: Eukaryota; Metazoa; Arthropoda; Malacostraca; Decapoda; Palaemonidae. Gene Ontology annotation, biological process: G protein-coupled receptor signaling pathway. The transcript has 2 exons. Gene Ontology annotation, molecular function: G protein-coupled receptor activity. Bases 117 to 2045 code for a protein of 642 amino acids. Gene Ontology annotation, cellular component: membrane. The record is from RefSeq and is a predicted model, not a curated record.
CUCUCUCUCUCUCUCUCUCUCUCUCUCUCUCGUCUUAAUGCCACUGAUCUCCUUAGUGGUCCGGUGUCUUUGUGAGGCGUAACAUCCACGGCAGAAUUUAUGUGGCACUAUUGGAGAUGCUUGCAAAUAAGAAGUUUUCAAACCUAUUCCUAGUGCUUUCAGCCACGAGCUUCGGCGCUUCUCAAAGCACGUUUUCUGCCGCGUCAGUUGGAAAUGGGCAUCAGCUGAGUUCCCACAAUGCCACCUCUAACGCACCUGUUGAAACCACAAGUACAAGAACGUCAUCAACCCCUACGGAUCUUAUUGAGGGGCUCAAUUCAUCUCCUGUUCAUCUGUUCCUGUGCGAUCAUCCUCCCAAUAAAUUUUCUCCCUUGUUCCUUGGACAGAGCAAAGACGAUUGUCAAUUUGAAGGUGGGGCUGUCAUGAAAGGCUCUUUCACAGAGACAAUGGUAGUUUGCUGGACAAUUUAUGAAGCUAUUCACAAGAAAACUGUUGUAAUCCAUGGCAGAAUACCUAUGGGCGGUAAUGGUACUUUAAUACUGCAUGCAGAUCCAGCUCUGUUGCAGAUCUGCUUACCACUGCAUGAAAGGUUUGAUUCCUGUGAGAAAAGAGACUACCUCACUAUCUGCUGGGAUGCAAGAGUAGCAUUCGUUCAUGACCUCCCGUGCCAACGUCCAUCGGAAAGCAACAUCGAUUUUGAGAUAAUGAUGGGCUCUUUCUUGUUGUGGAAUGAAACAGAGUGUUUCAGCCUUUUUUGCGAGGGACACAUCACGUUGCUCUCUAGGAAAGUGAAUGGGAUCCAGGUGGAGAUGGUAAACCCACUGAGCAAAGGCGAUGACAGCAGCUGUGACAUCCUUAACAAUGGCAUAAGGUUGACUCCGGGAGCUGCUAUAGACGAAAUAGUGUUAGUUACCAACUCCCACUGGCCUUGCUGCUACGGCCUCUACAUCAUCAUGUGGAUUGGCAACCCAGAAAAGAUUGGCCUCCGAGGUGACUGGGGAUACUUGCCCUUGUCUUGUCAGAUUGCGGAAGUUUUUCUGAUCAUCUUGGUGGCCAUUGUGGCUUUCAGUGGCUUUUUAGGCAAUCUAAUUAUCAUACUCGUUAUGAUCAGGAGCAAGCAUUGGUACGAGGAAUCGACAAUAUUCAGGGCUUCUUUAGCUGCGUCGGACUUUCUCAUAUCAGUAUUUGUAUCUAUCCCGUCGUUCUUUUAUCACAUAUCUCCCCUUGUGACCGAACCUAAUUACUACACUCGCGAUUUAACAAAAGUUAAUGUCGAGAACCAGACGCAUACGGAAAGUCACCAAAUCACCAGCAGUGCCUAUCGAUUUCACUUUGAGGGCAUCAUGCUUCUUCAAGGGCUGAUCUUCAGUGCAUGUCAUAUCAUCUCUUUAUUGUCCAUCUUUUUGCUAAGCUUAGAAAGAUAUCUGAUCACGUGGAGACCUCUGAAAUACAAAGCUUAUUCUAACCAUCGUCGUAUAAGAAUUCUUGUCUUCUUUGUUUGGGUUAUUGGUGUUCUAUAUGCAUUUUUGUUCUCUUUUGUAGAGGAAGGCUACGUACAAGUCGUGUAUCUGAACUUCGAGAAGCUCCCAAUAGCCUUUGAAGAGAAGUAUUCGGAAUGGGAUGGGUGGGGUGUGUUAAAAACGACGCAGUUCUGGAUGCUCUACGUCAUUGGGGCGUCCGUCACUUUGCUCUCCGUCCUGUCUAUCAGAAAUUUCCACGUCCAAAAGAUCAGAGUCGCCGCUGAAUGGAAAAACCUAAACAUGAAAGUACUCGGUCCUUACAGCGAAGAAAACCGUUACAUCACUAACACACUGAUCAUCAUGCUAUUUCUUUUUCUCUUGGCAACAGCACCCCGACUCGUGUACAUCGCUUUGUACAACGUCGGCUACUUCUCAAAGCAUGAGGUCCUGUUCGCUUACUUAUCCUGGUGGGCACUGAUGGCGGGAACUGCGUGGAACCCAUGGAUAUAUAAUUUCAGAAGUCGCCUCUUUAGAACUGAAGCCACGCGAAUCUUACUCCCGGCGGUGUUGAAAAGGAAACUAUAAAUUACGUUUAUCUUAGUUUAACCAGACCACUGAGCUGAUUAACAGCUAUCAUAGGGCUGGCCCAAAGGAUUAGAUAUUUUUACGUGGCCAGGAACCAACUGGUCACCUAGUAACGGGCUCUACAGCUUACUGUGGGAUCCGAACCACAUUAUAUCGAGAAAUGAAUUUCUAUCACCAGAAAUAAAUUCCUCUGAUUCCGCGUUGGCCAAGCCGAAAAUCGAAAUUCGGACCACCGUGCUGAUCAUGAGGCUUCAUCGUAGAAUGAAAUAAAAAAGAAUAAAAAAGAGCUGAAUGCCCCGCACUAACCAUAUGUGAAGGACAGUGUUCUCAGGAAAUGCUUAGGAUGAUAGGUAAAUCUAAGAAAACUGUGGGUCUUCUUUUCUAAAAACUCGUAAGGUAAAACGACUAAGGUUGAAAUGUUGAGCUGAAAAUUGUGGGACUAAAGAUCUAUAAGAACUAAGCUUAGAAUUAACUUCAUAAUGAAUUGUAUGUUUCUGCAAAUACAUUAAAUAAAUAUGUUGCUUAUUAAUAAUAAUGUUAUAUUUAAAAAAGUGUGAAAUAAUAAACCUAUUUCCAUAAGUUUUGUAUGAAAUGUAAAAUUUACAUAAAUUCAUGUUGUGGAUGAAAACCUUAAAAUAUGUUUACUGAUAAGAACAUAUCCAUUUUCGAAUACUUGUGUGUUUACUGCUAAUUGUUUGAAACAAAAUAUUAUAAUAGUAUGUGUGUGUAUACAUAGAUACAUACAUGCAUAUAUAUAUAUA